UUCAUUUCUUUCAUUUCCCUGAGAUCCACUUCUCCCUCGACUUCUCCUCUACUUCUCCCUCUUAAUACUCACUUCUUCCAUCCCUCGCUUCUCUUCCCCCCCCCUCUCUCUCAUUCUUUAGCCACUUCGUAGUAUUUCUUGCAUUCUUCCCAGCUUCGAAUCCCGCUUCUCCGGCGGAUUCUCAUUGUUUGAUUGGUGUCUGGAUUCUCUCCUUUUCCCACGGUCCUGCAAGUCUGUCGGAUUGGUUCUGUUCAGACAACUCCAUCACAUCCAGUCAUCAUGGUCCGCAUCACUUCGUCUCUGUUGCUGGCCGCAUUGGCUACCUCGGUCUGGGCCGGCAGUGCUCCCAAGUGUAAUUCCGACAAGCAAUGCCCGGAGAAAUUCCCUUGCUGCUCUCAAUACGGCGAGUGUGGAACUGGUGGCUACUGUCUCGGCGGCUGUGACCCUCUGGCCUCCUUCUCCGUCGACUCCUGCGCCCCCGAACCCGUCUGCAAGAGCACCACCUACAAGUGGGACAACCUCGACAAUGCCGGCCUCAACACCAAGUACCUGGGCGAUGCCUCCAAGACCGAUUGGACCUACAGCGGCUUCCCCGAGGUGAAGGACGGCAACCUGUACAUCAACAUGCCCAAGAACAGCGUCGGCACCCUCUUCGCCAACAACCACUACGUCUGGUACGGAAAGAUCUCCGCCAAGAUCAAGAGCAGCCGUGGCGCCGGUGUCGUCACGGGCUUCAUCUUCCUGUCCGACUCCAAGGAUGAGAUUGACCUGGAGUUUGUCGGCUCCGAUCUGCGGAACGUCCAGACCAACUACUACUUCCAGGGAAUUUUGGACUACGAAAACGGAGGCAAAUCGCCUGUCGACAAUACCUACGCCGAUUGGCACGAAUACGAGAUCGACUGGAAGCCCGAGGCCAUCACCUGGUCCGUCGACGGCAAGGUGGUCCGCACCCUCAAGCGCGACGAAACCUGGAAUGACAAGACCAAGCGCUACGACUACCCGCAGACGCCCUCCCGCAUGCAGCUCUCGCUCUGGCCCGCCGGCCAGGCCAGCAACGCCGAAGGCACCAAGGAGUGGGCCGGCGGUGAGAUCGACUGGGACCACGAGGACAUCAAGAAGCACGGCAAGUACUCGGCCGCCUUCGGGCCCAUCACCGUCGAGUGCUACGACCCGCCCAAGGACGCCGACCAGCAGGGCGACAAGGCGUACAUCUUCACCGACGACAAGGGCAUCGAGAGCUCCAUCCGCAUGACCAACAACAACACCGUGCUCGCCUCGCUCGGCGCCACCGGUCUCGACAUGGACGUCGGCUCCAAGUCCUCCGCCUCGCCCUCCGAGUCCAAUUCCGCCUCCAGCUCCCCGACCAACACCGUUCCCGAGAAUCACGGUGGCUCGGGCAACGAGCCGGGAAGCAACAGCGGCGGCGGUAGCAGCGGCGGUAGCUCCGACGGCGGGGAUGAGGAUUCCUCCAGCGGAUCAAGCCCCGGAUUCAGCCAAGACGGCAGCGACAGCAGCAACGACAGCGGCAGUGGCACCAACGGCUCCAGCGGAGCAGCCUCGCAGAACGAGCGCGUCCUGCGCGGAUCCUUCUUCGCCGUGUUGGUCGCCGUUGUCGUGAUGAUCACUCUGUGAAAAGCUUGACACUUCCUCAUCUCUUUCAGCUUUUCCCGUGAAUAUUUUUUUUUUCUUCUUUACCCCGGCACUCAGCCCUGUAUGAUUUCGACAACUUCACUUCUCAUGGCCAUCUCCCGGGAGAAGCCACCUUUUUUGCUUUACAUUUUCUUCCCUUCGUUCUAUACCAACCAUUUUAACUAAUCAAUAUUUGAUUGGAUGUUUUUUUGAUGUGAUUAUAUGAUUCGGCGCAGGAUUGGCCGUGGCGGACAGACGGAUUACCUACUUAAUAUGUUUGCUUUUGGGUGGCAGAUAGUGGACGGACGUUAAUAUGUAUGCUAGUGGAUGUCAGUUAAUACCCUG
This is a messenger RNA of Aspergillus campestris IBT 28561, 1974 nucleotides long. RefSeq names its product putative cell wall glucanase (Utr2) (gene utr2). The transcript has 4 exons. Gene Ontology annotation, cellular component: fungal-type cell wall. Gene Ontology annotation, biological process: fungal-type cell wall organization; carbohydrate metabolic process. The record is from RefSeq and is a predicted model, not a curated record. Lineage: Eukaryota; Fungi; Ascomycota; Eurotiomycetes; Eurotiales; Aspergillaceae. Gene Ontology annotation, molecular function: glycosyltransferase activity; hydrolase activity, hydrolyzing O-glycosyl compounds; chitin binding. Bases 280 to 1632 code for a protein of 450 amino acids.